Molecule: messenger RNA, 1953 nt
Organism: Seminavis robusta
Lineage: Eukaryota; Bacillariophyta; Bacillariophyceae; Naviculales; Naviculaceae
Source: the annotation of a GenBank genome assembly
AUGGAAGUUGUUUUGGCCGGAACAGAUGACGAUAAUGAUCUCGGUGGCAGAGUGAUUGUCGUGGAUUCAUCGUCCAAUCAUAACAACAACAAAUCCACCCUGCACCAAGAGGACAAGGCCCAAGAAAUUCGAGACUGCUUGCAGCUUCACGAGGGGAGUGGCACGGUGGAUCUGUGGGAGUUGCGGCAGUUGGCAUUGUCUCCCGGUGGACUCUUGCAACCGUCGCUGCGUCGUGUGGCAUGGCCGCUCUUGUUGGGGCUCUCGUCGUCGUCCCCAGUGUCGCCGGACGACACUAGUCAGAAAACCGAGAGUGUGCAAGGCUUGUGUUGGAAGAUGGCGCAAUCGGAACAGUUCUGGUACAAUGUGCCAUUGGAUGCUCCUGCCAUGGUGUCGUCGCCGUGUUCCUCCAGCGACACCACUACCAGUCAGGCAGACACUCUGAUGGACGAACCUUCGGAAUAUGAUCGAGCCUUGAUUGCCACGGUGCUUGCCAAUGCCUCUCAAGCAGAACAUGCACCCAGUCUGGCCAAUUUGGCCGCGUUGCUAGUCAUCAACUUGGAUAGUGAAUCGUCCAUGGCCAGUCAAGUGCUCGCUCGCAUGACCACAUACUCCUUGUCGGCUGCCUUGAGUGGCGCCGCUUCGUUGGAGCAAAUGGUGUCUGUCAUUGUCGAUCAGCUCCACUUGCAAGAGCCUCCAUCCAUGGCUGCCCACGCGGGAACUUGGUUCAGUGAUGGUGUCGCCGACGUGCAAACUACAUCGCGGCUCGUGGAUGCCUUUUUGGUCAGCCAUCCACUCUUCCCAUUGUAUUUUGCAGCGGCCAUUCCAAAAGGGGAACCAUGGACCAUGGAGAAUGUCGAGGCGUGGAUGGCACUGGGACUAGACUACAUGCAACAAAUACCACCCGCUGCAUUGGUGCAAGCUGCAAAGACGUCCUAUGUUGUCCCCACAACUCCAGCCUGGGCAUUGGAACCAACCGUCUCUGUCAAUUGGGUUCCUUCCAAAGCGGAAGCUACUCCACCAACACAACAAGAGCCCCUUUCCGAGGAUGAUGAUUCUGAUGACGGAGAUACCGAUGGUGACAGCAAGUGGGAGCGCCUGUCCGCACUCUCGGUGGAAGCUGUGGAGCAACAGGAAGCAGCUACUGACGACCGUAUGGAUGAGGCUAUGCUUUUGGAGUCGUAUCCAUUGGCGGCCAUGGCCGCUGGGAUGGCGGUGACCACGACAGCACGAAGCCUUCCAGCUUCUCCUGCCGCUGAAGCCGGGAAGAGAAAGGUUAAGAACGUUGGCAGUGGAGUCUUGCGAGUCCUUCUCUUUGCUAUUGUGGUUGUGGCGUACGCAGUAUGGUCGAAUGGCUUGGUUGGUCGAGCACGCAUUCCUCAUGAAGCAACGCCCGUUGUUGAUCCCAUGCCCAUGGCUCGAAAUAAGCGACGCAAACGCCCUGCUCCCACCAAAGUUCCAAGCGUGAAGGCCCCACCGUCUAGGAUUCCAAUCUCAAGGGCACACCCUUCGGUCGUUGCGCCUCCUACCGGUAUCCCAACAGCUGCACCAGUGCCGUCACCACCUCCCAAGCCAGUGUUCACGGCUCUGGUACUGAAAGCCGAGUCGACUGUGAUGGCUCCCAAUGCUGCUACCAAAACGCAACAAUCCACUGCUACUACUAGUAGCACACCCGAGCCAGUCAAAAACUUCGUGUUGGAUGGGAUUGCACAGAGCAUCGAACCCGUCGUCGAGUUUUGCUUUGAAUGCUGGCGUGAUGGCAUCCUUGCCAAGCCAACCGCAGUGACAUCCACCCCAGAACCCAAGGUCAAGCCCUUGCAAGCCUUGGCCAAAAAGGUCGGAAAGGCUCUGGAUCGAGUUCGACGCGUAGUCAAGAAUGUUCGGGUGGUCAUGACGUUGGGAUUGUUGUCUGUGUUGCACUUGAUCAUCCCCACACGAACAGGGGAGAGCAACUAA